Molecule: messenger RNA, 798 nt
Organism: Prunus armeniaca (apricot)
Lineage: Eukaryota; Viridiplantae; Streptophyta; Magnoliopsida; Rosales; Rosaceae
Source: the annotation of a GenBank genome assembly
AUGGAGGCUUCAAGUCCUUCUGCUUCGUCCAGAAAAAGAAAAACAAGGCAAACCCCCAUGCCACGAAUUGUCCUUGCUCUAGCUGCUCCCAAUAGCAACCCCGCCGACAACAAUGCCGUUUCGUCCACGAAACCCCAAAGUAAUUGCAGCGGCCGGAGGAGAAAACAAGAGGCGGCGGCAGCCCAGCAAGAACAUGAACGCCAACUCCAUAUUUCCACCACCAAACGCACCGUUUCAUCCACUAAAAUCCAAAGCAAUUACAGCCCAAGAACAACAGCUCGCAGAGGCCGGAGGACAGCGCCACAAGAACAAGAACAUGAAGAAAAGAAGGGAAGGUUGAAGGUGGUUCGGAUCCGGAUUUUGGACCCGGAUGAGACGGAGUCUUCUACAGACACCGGAGAAACUAAUGUAGCCGUUAACCAAAAACCCAAGAAAAAGAAAGUUGAAAUAGUGCACGAGAUUCGGAUGCUGGAGAGAAACUCUCCUUAUCCAACAAAACUUGAGACGCAAGAAACAAGCAAGAAGAACUAUAUUGGCAAGAAUAAUAAGCAAAUUUGUUUGUCAUCUCGAUCGUCAUCACCAUCUUGUAACGUUGAAGGGCGUGAAGAUGAAGAAAUACUAAAAGGAUCAUCAACAACAUCAUCGGUUGUGAAAAUGGCAGUUAGAAAGAUGGCUCUUUACGACGUGCCCGGUCCAAUUCCUGACCUGGAAGAAUUUUUGAAAUGGGAUUAUGACCUUCACUUUUUGCUUACUUUCUUUGAUGAUUUGCCGUCAGACUCCGACUGUGAAGAUUAUUGA